Molecule: messenger RNA, 2218 nt
Organism: Aspergillus novofumigatus IBT 16806
Lineage: Eukaryota; Fungi; Ascomycota; Eurotiomycetes; Eurotiales; Aspergillaceae
Product: WD40 repeat domain-containing protein
Exons: 3
Coding region: 379-1782 (467 amino acids)
Biological process (GO): nuclear migration; vesicle transport along microtubule; microtubule organizing center organization
Cellular component (GO): nuclear envelope; cytoplasmic microtubule; microtubule associated complex
Molecular function (GO): microtubule plus-end binding; dynein complex binding
Source: RefSeq, a predicted model, not a curated record
CUGGGCUUGAUUCUGCGCUAUCACCACUAGUCACCUCUCCUCCAUAACAUAAAUUAUAUGCAUCCGCUCUGACGACAGAUACGACUCCCACGUUGUCCCCUCCCCUGCGUUUUCACACCCAUCCCCUCGGUCGCAAAACAGAAAGCCUUCCCCCUCUUGACAUCCAACUGGCUCACCGCCCGGCUCAGGUCUAUCAUUUCCAUACAAAUUCCUAGAUCAAUUGCCAAUAAGAGCCAGCUUAGAGGACUUCACUUCUCCUGCGGACGAUCGCACGGUAUACUGAUAAGAAAUCCACCUGCCUCGGUCGACGAGGCUACAGCAGUGCAUGCAGAGGGCCAGACUAGCUUGGAGGGACUGCGCACGAAACUGCCGUUGAUCAUGAGCCAGCUACUCACGGCGCGGCAGGCAGAGGAGCUACACAAAUCCAUUAUCGCCUAUCUUGCCUCGGUGAACCUAACUGAGAGUUCUGCUGCUCUGCGAGCGGAGCUAGGCGAUUCGGUUUCCAUUGACGAUGCGACGCUCAAGAAGUAUGAGGGGCUAUUAGAGAAGAAAUGGACCAGUGUGGUCCGCUUGCAGAAGAAGAUCAUGGACCUUGAGUCCCGAUGCGCGGCACUCCAGUCAGAACUAGACUCUGCAACGCCUACUUCACUAUUGCGAAAGAAUCAGGACCCUACAUCGUGGUUACCGCGAUCCCCUGCCCGCCAUAUACUCGAGGGCCACCGAGACCCUGUCACAUGUGUUGCGUUCCACCCGGUGUUUUCUUCCCUCGCAUCCGGCUCAGACGAUACGACGAUCAAAAUCUGGGAUUGGGAGCUCGGGGAACUAGAACGGACUGUCAAGGGGCACACCAAGGCGGUGCUAGACGUCGAUUAUGGUGGGCCCCGCGGCGGAACACUUCUGGCGUCUUGUUCAUCUGAUCUAACAAUCAAGCUAUGGGAUCCAUCUGAUAACUACAAGAACAUAAGAACCUUGCCAGGUCAUGAUCACAGUGUCUCCUCGGUGAGAUUCAUCCCAUCUGGCGCGGCAGGCUCGCCUAUGUCGGGGAACCUAUUGGUCUCCGCAUCACGAGAUAAGACUUUGCGGAUAUGGGAUGUAACGACCGGAUAUUGUGUGAAGACAUUGUCAGGACAUGUGGACUGGGUACGAGCCGUUGCGCCAUCUCUCGACGGCAGGUUCCUCUUUGCUGCGGGCGAUGACCGGAUUCCUCGCUUGUGGGAUCUAUCAUCUGCGGAAACCAAAUCGACAUUCCUCGGGCACGAACAUGUCAUUGAAUGUGUUGCUAUUGCUCCUGCUGCCAGCUAUCCACAUCUCGCGGUUCUUUCCGGCUUGAAGAAACCGCCGCCGGCUUCCUCGUCAGCUGAAUUUUUCGCCACUGGGUCUCGGGACAAAACUAUCCGGCUAUGGGAUUCACGGGGCAAUCUUUUUAAAACGCUUGUGGGCCAUGAUAACUGGGUUCGUGCGCUCGCUUUUCAUCCAGGCGGUAAACAUCUUCUGUCGGUUGCAGACGACAAGACUAUCCGCUGCUGGGAUUUGACCCAGGAAUGCAAGUGCGUCAGGGUCAUCUCUGAUGCCCACGGACAUUUUGUCACAUGCCUCCGAUGGGCACCACCAUUAAUCAAAGAUGGGGGAGCCAAUGGAGAAUCAGAGACCAAUGGAGCACCGGCGGCCACCGCGACAACGAAUGGUGUUAGACCAGAUCCCAACGCGGCCAACAAGAUCUCGAUCAGAUGUGUCAUUGCCACCGGCAGUGUCGACCGGAAAGUACGAAUCUUCGCGACCUGACGACGCGGACUGAUCAGUGUCGUUCUUCAAACAACGUUUAAGUCGCACCAGAAGAUGCAUGCAUACGAAGACGAAGAAGCAAACUAAUCGACGUCGUUCAAUUGGAAUGAAAUCUAAGUGAACAUGGCUCGCUCACUAUUAUGGGCAUGGAGUUGGUUUCCAUUCUGUGAUACCAGUAUAUUUUAGGUGGAAGCAAGGUCUGAUUUCCUGUGGGCUAGAAAGCUGUACUACCCUUAUUACCUUCUGUAUUGUCUUUAAUCCUGCCAGUUUUGGGGGUUGUUGCAUGGACGGAUUCUCCUUGGUUCAAACCUGCGUCUUUCCUCGUAGAUAUUUACGGCCUUUUUCUUUCUUUCUUGUUGAUUGAGAUUCAAGAUACCUUUCUGCUGUGACUGUUCUAUACUGUUGAAUGCAUUUUCAAUCAAUACAUGGCGCCUAC